Messenger RNA from Sinocyclocheilus grahami, 1121 nucleotides. Its product is annotated as transmembrane protein 79-like. The record is from RefSeq and is a predicted model, not a curated record. The coding region runs from base 1 to 768 and encodes 255 amino acids. The transcript is spliced from 6 exons. Gene Ontology annotation, cellular component: lysosomal membrane; trans-Golgi network membrane. NCBI's taxonomy places the organism in Eukaryota, Metazoa, Chordata, Actinopteri, Cypriniformes, Cyprinidae. Gene Ontology annotation, biological process: regulated exocytosis.
AUGACCAGACUAUACUGUGUGGGCAAUCAGCAGGAGGCUGCAGACCACUGGAGAGAUGAAAACGAAGAAGAGAGGAGCCCCUUCCUAGGGACACAUGGAACACCACUAGAAGAGUAUUACAACGACUGGCCCAUCACUCCCAAAUCACGUUGCUGUGGCUUUGGUGGAUCUAAUCGUGAUGCUCUUAAACUGGGUGCAUCCAUGUUCACCUCUGCCCUGAUCUUCCCCUUGUUGGUGUGGGGCAGCUAUGUCUUCCUGCCCUUUGAUGCUCCUCUGCUCGACAGCGCCCCCCUACGGCUGGUCUACACACUGCGCUGCUCUGUUUUUGCAGUCAUACCUAUUGUCCUUGGUAUGUUGGUAUUAGGUGUGUCCCGUCUGUGGUAUCGAUCCUUGAAGCCACGGUUUGAGGGGGAGAUGGAAGUUAAGCAGGUGGCAGUUCACCAGCGCUAUGUGGAGGACUCCGUCUCCCUCUUUCUGCUUUACUUCCUCCAACUGGCUGUCAUGGCUGCCUACCUGAAUCAGGAUCUGCUUAAACUAGUUCCUCUUCUCACCAUCGUUUUUGCCUUUGGCAGAUUACUGUACUGGGUCGCAGCAGCUUGUGACAGCAGUUGUUGGCUUUUUGGCUUUGGGUUCUCAUUUCUGCCAAUGCUGGUUAUGCUGGUGGCCAACCUCCAUUUCAUCUUCCUCUCUGAAUCUGCAGGCUCCAUCUUUGCCCCAGACAUCCCAGAACCACCUGUUCCUCCAACCAAACAGCGGUUCUGGGGCUAGACAUGCCACAUCUGACAUUUCUGCUACUGCCAAAUGUAGACCAGAUCUCUUUAGGCUUGGAGCCAUCUUAAAUUAGACUAUAAGAAAUUUGGGUCUGAGAACGUUUAAUCCAACUGUGAUUUCAUUUUCCUCUCCUGUUCUUUGCUUUCCUGAGUACAUUUAUAUCAUGACCAGGUGGGUUGAAAUUGCCAGAAAUCCAGUCAAAGGAAAGAGAGGAGGGUAGAAUAAAGGGGGAAUCUGUUUUUUUCUUCUUUUGAACUAACAUAUAAAUAGAAGUUGUGUAGUGAAACUUGAGACACUAAACUACAAAUUAAAAUGAGCUAGCUACCCUUUAUUGCAGCCAAACAUGAGCA